CACGUUCCUAUAGUAGCAGCCAACAAUGUUUCACGAUCCUACUCAUCAUCAGUUAAUCCAAUUACUGACUGGCUUCUUUUCCUUUCCUCAAUUUUCCUGAAGAGGAUAGACCGGCGUUUAGAAAGCAAAACAAGCAGCAAUGGCUAAGGUUAAGGUCUAUGGCCCGGCAUUUUCGACUGCUGUGUCGAGAGUUCUGGCUUGCCUUAUAGAGAAAGAGGUGGAGUUUCAGCUCAUACCCAUCAAUCUCUCCAAAGCUCAGCACAAGUCCUCUGGCUUCCUCAAACUUCAGCCAUUUGGCCAAGUUCCUGUGUUUCAGGAUGAGUCCAUCACUCUCUUUGAAUCCAGGGCAAUAUGCCGAUACAUCUGUGACAAAUAUGCAACCAAAGGCAAGAUGGGCUUGAUGGGCAAUACAGAGGGUGGACUAAUUCAUCGAGCUUCCAUAGAUCAGUGGCUAGAAACCGAGUCUCAGAGCUUCAACCCUCCGACUUCAACUUUAGUCGCGCAACUAGUUUUCUAUCCUCAAAUGAAGUUGAAACAAGAUGCAGCAGCAAUCAGAGACGCUGAGAGAAAACUGAAGAAAGUACUAGAUGUUUAUGAUCACAGGCUAAGUGAGAGCAGGUUUUUGGCUGGAGAGGAGUUUUCAUUAGCUGAUCUCUCUCAUUUGCCUAAUGCUCAGUAUCUUCUUAACUCCACUGAUCGUAGUCAUCUCUUUACAUCGAAGAAAAAUGUUGGAAGAUGGUGGGAGGAGAUCUCAGGGCGUGCAUCGUGGAAGAAAGUCCUUGAGAUGCAUUAGGUCUUAGACUGCAACUUGAUCUUUGUUGGUAAAGUUUGUAGCUAUGGAUUUUGUAAGAUUUUCUUGAAGCAGAAAAUAUUGUCACUACUGGAAAACUUGGUAUUACCCAAGGAGCUUUACCCA
Messenger RNA from Asparagus officinalis (garden asparagus), 916 nucleotides. RefSeq names its product glutathione S-transferase F11-like. Bases 140 to 793 code for a protein of 217 amino acids. NCBI's taxonomy places the organism in Eukaryota, Viridiplantae, Streptophyta, Magnoliopsida, Asparagales, Asparagaceae. Gene Ontology annotation, cellular component: cytoplasm. The transcript is spliced from 3 exons. Gene Ontology annotation, molecular function: glutathione transferase activity; glutathione binding. The record is from RefSeq and is a predicted model, not a curated record.